Messenger RNA from Melitaea cinxia (Glanville fritillary), 856 nucleotides. RefSeq lists its product as uncharacterized. The record is from RefSeq and is a predicted model, not a curated record. The coding region runs from base 1 to 795 and encodes 264 amino acids. The transcript is spliced from 4 exons. NCBI's taxonomy places the organism in Eukaryota, Metazoa, Arthropoda, Insecta, Lepidoptera, Nymphalidae.
AUGACAUUACAAUGGCCUUCCAUUAGUGACCUAGCCGCGCACGUGUAUUUUCCUACAAGUUCUGCCAGGGAUGAAGAAUUUGAAGACUUCUAUUGUCAACUUGAGUCUUCUAUGGCUAAGAUUCCUAAAAGAGAGCUAUUACUCAUCACUGGAGACAUUAAUGCCAAGGUAGGAAACACCACUGGUGAUACAGGCAUACAACAUAUUGUUGGAGACUAUGGCCAUGGUGUUCUCGUUCCGGAGACGGUAAUAAGUUCUCCACGUCCACUCGGCCAGCAAUCUCCUUUGCCCGGUAUCGAAGAGGAGGACGACUCCGACUGGCCUCUCGAGGACGCCGCAGAUUCCACUCUUACUCCCUCUUACAAAAGCACAAAGAGUAGUACUGAUACUGUUUAUACUUCGUCAAGAAGCUCUGGAAAGAAGCGUAGUUUUGGAAGUCCUUCAUCCGUAAAGAUAUGUGUAUCAGCAGCAGCAAGGAAGUCUAACAAAGCACGUAAGCGUGGCUCCAGCACUGCUAGCGCGUCGCCUGCCGGGCAAGUCGGAGACGACGCGCCCGCGACCACUCACGGCAAGAUGCAGGCUGAACAGGGUAGCAUCGGUGAGCUUCAGAAGUAUCACGGGAGAUACCUCAAAAGUCGUCGUCACACUCUAGCAAAUGUUCGUACUUCAGCAACGGAUGUGAAAUGUUUCGGAAUUGAGGAUCUACAAAGUGGUUUAAUCGAGGAAUUCAAGGCUCGUAAAGUUAAUAGGUUAUUAAAGCGGAAAUCCUUUAAUUGCGAUGUUGUAUUUUUAUAGACGUCGGUUACGAUUCCUAUUAUAAUAACCUAAUAAAUUAUUCUGAUAAAUUAGCUGCCUA